UAAUUUACAUUUCGAUGCCAAUUCCACAGGUGACGUUGUCCUGCUCGCCCAGAAUAACAUCCCCACCUUGUCUCAGACAGAACAGCUAAGGGUGGGGUGGGGUUAGAUUUGCUGUUAAUCUGAGAGGCACAAGAAUGGCAAGGAAACGGAGAUAUGAAUUUUCGCUGGAAGACGGGAGCCCAACAGGAACAGGGGUGCCCCCAGUCUUUCCUGAGUUGGACACGAGAACCAAGAAGCACUUGAAGGAAGUGGCCCUCAGCCUGGUUUAUGCCUUUGCCGUGAUGCUGGUGGCCUACCUACAGCGGGACUGGCUGAGUUUCUACCAGAGGGAGGCGGUGGAACAGUUGGUGGUCAGGCGACGCUCUCUUGCCGUUAAACCCUUCUCUUACAUCAAGACGUCAUCUUCCUUCUGGACCUGGUCAGAGACUCAUCUGAUGGAUGCUCUGUAUGACGAUGGGAACGAGAACGCCCUACAGAGCCACUCGUUCUAUCAGGUGCAGUGGACGAAAUUCAGACAAGAGCGAGUGUCACACGAUGUGCCUUUUACAAUUCCCAAUGACGUCCUCAUGAGUACGAUUGGUUACUGCAAGGAGCCGUUCAGUUCUCACAACAAAGACUGGCGGGACUACGGAGUCGGAUGGACUCCUAAAAUUGACACCGGCCAGAACGACACCGAUCCCGAACUGUCAGCCUGGGUCCAUAGGUCGGCGGAAGAGCUGCGAGAGGCUUCGUUUCACGGAAUACACGGAGUCUAUCACGGCGGUGGUUACCAAGUGGAGCUGGGCAAGAACCGAACGAAGACCGUCGCUAUCCUCCGUACUCUCCGAAACAACGACUGGAUCGACGAAAAAACCCGAGCGGUGUUCGUGCAGCUGACCUUGUACAACCCGAAUUCUAACCUGAUGACGACGGUGCUGUUGUCGGUGGAGUUCAGCGUGAUUGGAGCGGCCUUUCCUUCUUAUGAAGUGCUGAUCUUUCCGCCGUACUUUGGCAUCGUAGACCUGCCCAUCUCCUUCCUAGCGUCCGAGAUCGUCCUGCUCCUGCUGUCUGGGUACUUCGUGUAUGUUGAAGGUUGGAGGAUGUAUAAGAUGUCCUUCAAGUACUUCAAACAGUUCUGGCGCAUUCUGGAUUCUGUCAUCAUCGCACAAGCAUUUGGCACCUUUGGGGUCUUCUUCUACACCCAGUACGUCGCCGACGUCAUCUACCAUCAGAUGGAUGCAGUAGACGAAGAAGGCGCAUGGGGGAGCUUCGUCAACUACAGGAAAGUGGCGAUUUGGUCUCAGACGUACACGUACAUGCUGGGCAUACUGAUCUCCCUGACCACAAUCAAACUUCUCCAUCUGUUAGGCUCCAUUGUUAACGGAGUCACAUUCUUGUCGGCUACAAUGAUGGAAGCUGCCGCACCCUUGUCUGGAUUCAGCGUCAUUUUCCUUAUAUCUGUAGCAGCCUUUGCGCAAAUGGUGUAUCUCGUCGUGGGCAACCACCUCUUCACAUACAGCACUUUCGUUGGCACCGUGCAAGAGAUGUUGAACUGGAUGCUGGGAGAUUUCGACUACGAUCAGGUGACCGACGUUUCCCCCAUUCUCGGUCCAGUGAUGGUGUUCCUGUUCAACAUCUCUUUCCAGCUGUUCCUGAUGAUGGUGUUUGCCACGAUUCUGUGCGAGGCCCUGGCCCUGAUACGUGUGAAAGCAGAAGAAGAACCCAGAGAUGAUGACCUUCCUCCUACCCUCCAGACCAUCGUCAUGGAAGGGACCAAGUCGUUACGCAUACGCUAUCAGCAGGCGAAAGUAACCAGAAAGUGCAGGGAUGUGGUUGUGUACGAGUUUGAGACCAAGAAUGUUACUGGAAUAGAACUGCUAUGUUUUGAACAGUCCUUCGAUGACCGCAAUGGCUCUGAUAUGGCUUCUGGUUGACCGACAGCGCAGAAAACACGUCAUAUUUCCCGUUAUAAAUAGAUAUACGAUUUAAAGUAGACAACUUGAUGAUAUGCUCUUCAAAAACUUAUGAGUGCUACAUAUAAUGAAAAUAUGAUAUAUUUCUGAGAAAUACAUAGUAUUACAUAAUUAUAUAAGUCCUGAUUGUACUCUGUUGAAUAUACACAUGAUUAUACAAGUC
Branchiostoma floridae (Florida lancelet) is the source of this 2115-nucleotide messenger RNA. Its product is annotated as polycystin-2-like. Gene Ontology annotation, biological process: detection of mechanical stimulus. The transcript has 6 exons. The coding region runs from base 135 to 1913 and encodes 592 amino acids. Gene Ontology annotation, cellular component: membrane. Gene Ontology annotation, molecular function: calcium channel activity; calcium ion binding. The record is from RefSeq and is a predicted model, not a curated record. Lineage: Eukaryota; Metazoa; Chordata; Leptocardii; Amphioxiformes; Branchiostomatidae.